UGCGCAUGCUCGGUCAGUAGCGUGCUAAGACAUGGGUAAGCCUCGUGGUCUACGAACUGCUCGGAAGCUACGUGUUCACCGACGCGAUCAGAAGUGGGCCGAUAAGGACUACAAGAAAGCGCAUUUGGGAACGGCAUUGAAAGCUAAUCCGUUUGGUGGUGCAUCUCAUGCAAAAGGCAUUGUUCUAGAGAAAGUUGGUGUUGAAGCUAAGCAGCCGAACUCUGCAAUCAGGAAGUGUGUGAGGGUGCAACUGAUUAAGAAUGGGAAGAAAAUCACAGCAUUUGUCCCUAAUGAUGGCUGUCUGAAUUUCAUUGAAGAGAACGAUGAGGUUCUAAUAGCUGGAUUUGGUAGAAAGGGUCAUGCUGUAGGAGACAUUCCGGGAGUUAGAUUCAAGGUGGUGAAAGUUGCCAAUGUAUCCCUGCUUGCACUGUAUAAGGAGAAGAAAGAAAGGCCUCGCUCAUAGACAAUUUUGUUGUUGGAGUCAGUUUGAAUUACAAUAAAAUACCUCUAUAUAACAAGGGUGA
This is a messenger RNA of Corticium candelabrum, 524 nucleotides long. Its product is annotated as small ribosomal subunit protein uS12. Gene Ontology annotation, molecular function: structural constituent of ribosome. Bases 32 to 463 code for a protein of 143 amino acids. Gene Ontology annotation, biological process: translation. The transcript has 3 exons. NCBI's taxonomy places the organism in Eukaryota, Metazoa, Porifera, Homoscleromorpha, Homosclerophorida, Plakinidae. Gene Ontology annotation, cellular component: cytosolic small ribosomal subunit; ribosome. The record is from RefSeq and is a predicted model, not a curated record.